CAGAGUCUACCCCGGGCCGAGGUAUUGUUGUACAGGUGCUGACGUCAUACUUGAAGGGAUAAGGUUGCCCCCUGCGACUUCACACCGUCAGAUAUUUAUUGGAACCCAGCCGGCGGUGUCAGGAGUGAGUGGGUAUGCGUAUAUAUACACACAUAUAUAUACAUGAUGUAAGCGAUACGGCAUACAAUAUACCUCCAAUAAUACACACACACACACGCGUACCCCCACCUGACGAAUAAGUAUGUGGUUGUACGUACGGACUAGGUGACCGACUUAGUACUACAAUCUGUUAAAACAAACAUCGGAACUGACGGCUACACAACACACGUGCAUAACACCGACUUGGGGACUGCACAGACGGACGUUCUGUUUUUUAUCUCUUGAUAACAGAACCCCAACAAAACCGUUGUGCAAGGUGUAACCAAUGCUGAGGACGUCGGUAUCGUGCGCCUCGAGGAUUUUUAUCACAAAUACAUUGCUCAACAGAUAACUGUGUUUUGUCGGAGUUGUGAAUUGCAAAGACUUGUUUUCAAAGUGGUGCACGUGCCCUUGAAUUUGAGCCGGAGGUUACAAACACAAUCUUGACGACAUUUGUAAAGACUGUACCGUGCUAUUUCUAUAUUUGAAAUUGCAGCGUGUUUGAACUUCGGAGGUAAUUUCCAGGAGUAUUCAGUUCAGUGGGAUGGUUCGAGUAACGUGCUGCACAUUGGGUGUACACACGGUCUAACUGUGGCUUCCCUUGGCGACCUUGAAAGACUUUUUGGUCGCGAAUUAGAAAGUCUAAAUAUCAGUGCUACGGACCGAACUCUGCCUGCAUUGGACACUUCCAAGGAUUGGAUUAUCUCCCCUAGUACCUCUCCCCACCACAUGGCUAACUCUCACUUUACGAUCUCCCCCCGGGACGCGGGUCGUCUGGUGCAGUCUCACCGGAAGUCAGAGGACGAACAACAUUGUUUUUUACUCCAAAUCUCAUUCCAAACUGUGUAUAGUGAUGCGGAUAUUCCAAAUAGUGUCAUCAAAAAACUCCCCCGUCUGGUGAACGGUAUUCCCCUUGGGGCCGGGCUCAUGGCCCGGGAUCAGAUGGGCAGUAUACGUUGGCGUUAUAUCGAAGGUGGACGAAAGAUGCAUACCUUUGUUUCAAAACCAAUUUGUCAAGAGGAGGCAGAGGAAACUAAACGGGCUCUAAAAGACAGACUUGUAAAACAGUCCCAUGCGAUUUUUGGUGACAUUACGGUAAAAGCUACCGUAAUUCUAUCUCAGUGUUUGAACUUCGACGACGAUUUCAUUAUCAAUGAUAUAGCUAUACCCCUGGACGAGGGCUUACAUUUUAGAGAUUAGGCGUGUUCUUAUCUUUAUACAUUAUCUGUAAAUCUAGGGUUGUCACAUUGUUUUCCAUCCAUAUUGUGUUAAGUUGAUGUAGAAACAGUUUGAGUGAUUGCUAGUCAUUUGAUAUUUGCUUAAAUCUCAAAGAAAAACUGAAACAGUAGUUGUGUGUUUCCAACGUUUAUGUCGAAUUAAGAAGAUGUCUGUGGUUGCACAUAUGUGUGUGUGUGUCACUGUGUGUACGAGUAUGUAGGAGAAACUGUUUGUGUACGAGUAUGUAGGAGUAACUGUUUGUACACGUGUAUGUAGGAGCAACUGUUUGUACACGUGUAUGUAGGAGGAACUGUUUGUACACGUGUAUGUAGGAGUAACUGGUUGUACACGUGUAUGUAGGAGUAACUGUUUGUACACGUGUAUGUAGGAGUAACUGUUUGUACACCUGUAUGUAGGAGUAACUGUUUGUACACGUGUAUGUUUGUGUAACUGUUUGUACACGUGUAUGUAGGAGUAACUGUUUGUACACCUGUAUGUAGGAGUAACUGUUUGUACACGUGUAUGUAGGAGGAACUGUUUGUACACGUGUAUGUAGGAGUAACUGUUUGUACACGUGUGUGUAGGAGUAACUGUUUGUACAC
Molecule: messenger RNA, 1958 nt
Organism: Mizuhopecten yessoensis (Yesso scallop)
Lineage: Eukaryota; Metazoa; Mollusca; Bivalvia; Pectinida; Pectinidae
Exons: 1
Coding region: 868-1338 (156 amino acids)
Source: RefSeq, a predicted model, not a curated record